UCCGAAUCUCCGAUCUCAUCGUCUUUCUCAGUCUUUCCUUCUCCUCUCCCUCUUUGCUUUCCUUGAAUUCUCGACGUUCACAGCAAUUCUUUCUUCUCAGCGUUUCUCCAUUGAAAUGACCUUCCGUUUGACGUAGUUCUCACCAGGUGAAAUCUGAGGAGAAGAGCGAUGGAGUGGACGACGGUGCAGCAUCUGGAUCUACGCCAUGUCGGACGCGGUCUGAAGCCGUUGCAGCCGCACGCCGCCGCGUUUCACCCUCAUCAGGCGCUCGUCGCCGUCGCGAUUGGAAGCUACAUCAUAGAAUUUGAUGCUUUCACAGGAAGCAAGAUCUCGUCUAUUCAUAUUGGCUCACCCGUUGUCCGUAUGUCUUACAGUCCUACGAGCGGGCAUGCUGUGAUUGCCAUUCUUGAGGAUUGCACCAUUCGGUCCUGUGAUUUUGAUGCUGAGCAAACCUGCGUGCUUCAUUCUCCAGAAAAGAAAAUGGAACAAAUUUCUUCUGAUUCAGAAGUCCAUCUUGCUUUGACUCCUCUCCAACCUGUGGUUUUUUUCGGAUUCCAUCGAAGGAUGAGUGUGACAGUCGUGGGAACUGUUGAAGGGGGUAGAGCACCAACAAAGAUAAAGACGGAUUUGAAGAAGCCCAUUGUCAACCUUGCUUGCCACCCUCGUCUCCCCGUUCUGUACGUGGCUUAUGCAGAUGGUUUGAUUCGAGCAUACAACAUUCAUACCUAUGCUGUUCAUUACACAUUACAGCUUGACAACACUAUAAAGCUCAUUGGUGCUGGUGCAUUUGCUUUUCAUCCGACAUUGGAAUGGAUAUUUGUCGGUGAUCGACGUGGUACACUUCUUGCAUGGGAUGUGUCAACUGAGAGACCCAACAUGAUUGGAAUCACGCAAGUUGGUUCUCAACCAAUCACAUCAGUUGCUUGGCUCCCAAUGUCGCGGUUACUUGUAACAGUAUCCAAAGAUGGAAAUCUUCAAGCAUGGAAGACAAGGGUCAUACUUAAUCCUAAUAGGCCUCCAAUGCAAGCAAAUUUUUUUGAGCCAGCUGCUAUCGAAUCAAUUGACAUCCCUCGCAUCCUGUCUCAACAGGGUGGGGAAGCAGUUUAUCCUUUGCCACGAAUUAAAUCUUUGGAAGUUCACCCCAAAUUAAAUUUAGCGGCGCUGCUUUUUGUAAAUAUGACAGGUGGAGAUAAUGUAAAAAAUAGGGCUGCAUACACCAGGGACGGAAGGAAACAACUGUUUGCAGUUUUACAAAGUGCAAGAGGAUCUUCAGCUUCUGUUUUGAAAGAAAAGCUUUCAUCCCUGGGUUCAUCUGGAAUAUUAGCUGACCAUCAACUUCAAGCGCAAUUGCAAGAGCAUCAUCUUAAAGGCCGCAGUCAACUUACAAUAUCGGAUAUUGCACGGAAGGCUUUUCUUUACAGUCAUUUCAUGGAAGGUCAUGCUAAAAGUGCUCCAAUUUCUCGGCUGCCUCUCAUCACUAUGUUAGACUUUAAGCAUCACCUGAAGGACACUCCAGUUUGUCAGCCCUUUCACUUGGAGCUCAAUUUCUUCAAUAAGGAAAAUCGUGUUCUGCAUUAUCCUGUUCGGGCGUUCUACGUGGAUGGUGCAAACCUUAUGGCUUAUAAUCUAUGCACAGGAGCUGAUAGUAUCUAUAAGAAACUUUAUAACUCGAUUCCUGGAAAUGUGGAAUACCAUCCGAAAUACAUGCUUUACAGUAAAAAACAGCACAUCUUCCUUGUUGUUUAUGAGUUCAGUGGUUCUGCAAAUGAGGUGGUUGUUUAUUCGGAAAAUACCGAGACUCAGUCAGCAAACAGUAAAUGCACUACGGUGAAAGGUCGAGAUGCAGCAUUUAUUGGCCCCAACGAGAAUCAGUUUGCAAUUCUUGAUGAUGAUAAGACUGGACUGGCUUUAUAUAUUCUUCCAGGAAAGACUUCUCAGGAAAGUAAUGAAAAGAACGGAGCUGUUGAAGAUAACCAAUCUCUGGACAAUGAUGGUGGUUCUAUCCGAGGGCCCAAGCAGUUUUUAUUUGAAGAUGAAGCUGAUCGUAUCUUUUCUACUCCUUUGGAGUCAUCCUUGCUGUUUUCUUCUCAUGGUAAUCAGAUUGGCUUGGUAAAGCUGGUUCAAGGAUACCGCUUAUCAACUUCUGAUGGCCAUUAUCUAUCAACCAAAAGUGAAGGGAAAAAGUCAAUCAAGUUGAAAUUAAAUGAGACUGUACUUCAGGUUCAAUGGCAAGAGACUCUUAGAGGUUAUGUUGUAGGGAUAUUAACCACACAAAGAGUGCUUCUGGUCUCAGCGGACCUUGAGAUCCUGGCUAGCAGUUCGACAAAAUACGAUAUGGGACUCCCCUCAUUUAGAUCCCUGUUAUGGGUGGGUCCGGCACUUCUUUUUUCUACUGCCACUGCAAUUAGUGUGCUUGGCUGGGAUGGGAAAGUGAGGACUAUUCUCUCUAUAAGUAUGCCUCAUGCAGCUUUGGUUGGUGCUCUAAAUGAUCGUCUUUUGCUUGCUAACCCAACAGAAAUAAAUCCUAGACAAAAGAGGGGAGUUGAGAUUAAAAGUUGUCUUGUUGGGCUUCUUGAACCUCUUCUUAUUGGCUUUUCUACCAUGCAAGAAAGAUUUGAGCAGAAGCUUGACCUUUCAGAAAUAUUGUACCAAAUUACUUCAAGGUUUGACAGCUUGCGUAUCACCCCAAGGUCUCUUGAUAUUCUUGCUAGAGGUCCCCCGGUCUGUGGAGAUCUUGCUGUGUCUUUAUCCCAAGCAGGCCCGCAAUUCACUCAAGUGUUGCGAGGAGUUUAUGCUAUCAACGCUCUUCGUUUUUCUACUGCCUUAUCUGUUCUGAAAGAUGAGUUCCUCCGUUCUAGAGAUUAUCCGAGAUGUCCUCCAACCUCUCAUUUGUUUCAUCGUUUCCGCCAGUUGGGCUAUGCUUGUAUCAAGUUCGCUCAGUUUGAUAGUGCAAAGGAAACUUUUGAAGUUAUAGCGGACUAUGAAAGCAUGCUUGAUCUAUUUAUAUGCCACCUAAAUCCCAGUGCAAUGCGCCGUCUAUGUCAAAAAUUGGAAGAAGAAGGAACUGAUUCAGAAUUGAGGCGGUACUGUGAGAGGAUAUUAAGAGUUCGCUCUACUGGGUGGACCCAAGGCAUUUUUGCUAACUUUGCCGCUGAGAGUAUGGUUCCUAAAGGACCUGAAUGGGGUGGCGGAAACUGGGAAAUGAAAACCCCUACUAACUUGAAGGCUAUACCUCAGUGGGAGUUGGCUACUGAAGUGUUGCCAUACAUGAAGAGUGAUGAUGGUACCAUCCCAUCCACGAUUGCUGAUCACAUUGGUGUUUACUUGGGUUCAAUUAAAGGCAGAGGAAACAUUGUGGAAGUAAGGGAAGGUAUCCUGGUGAGAGCACCUACACCUCCUGCAGGUGCAGACAAGCCAAAUGGUCUUCCAACUGCUCUUGGCAUUUCUAAUAAGUCCAAAGCAGUUACGAAUGGUGAUUCGAAGGGCAAUUCCUUGAUGGGUCUGGAAACCCUAGCAAAACAGUUUUCUGGUUCCACUGCUGCAGAUGAGCAGGCUAAAGCUGAAGAAGAAUUCAAGAAAUCCAUGUACGGUACUGCUGAUGGUAGCAGCAGUGAUGAAGAGGGAGUGUCAAAAACUAAAAAGUUACACAUUAGAAUACGUGAUAAGCCAGUUACUUCAACGACAGUGGAUGUGAAUAAGAUUAAAGAAGCCACAAAGCAGUUCAAGCUUGGUGAAGGUUUGGGUCUGCCAAUAAGCAGGACCAAGUCAUUGACUAGUGGGUCGCAGGACCUUGGCCAGAUUUUACCCCCGUCAUCUACUACUAACAGUGCAACGGUGUCUGCUCCUGCAGUUUCUGUGCCUGCUGAUCCAUUUGGUACAGUCUCAUUGACACAAACUGCAACAGUAUCACAACCGGCUCCGAUGGUAAUGGGUAUGGGAGUUACAUCUGGACCCAUUCCAGAGGACUUUUUCCAGCAUACCAUACCAUCCUUUCAGGUUGCAGCCUCAUUGCCUCCCCCAGGGACUUAUCUUUCAAAAAUGGACCAAUCAUCUCAAGGUAUUCAAAGCAACAAUGUAAUGACUAACCAGGUUCCUGUAUCUCAAGCUGAUAUUGGUCUUCCUGAUGGUGGUGUUCCCCCUCAAACUGCUCAACAACCUGUCGUUACCCUGGAUUCAAUUGGGCUUCCUGAUGGUGGUGUCCCACCACAACCCUCUGGCCAACCUGCUGGACUGCCACAGCCUCAGGCCCAGGCAACUCAGGUUCCAAUUUUCACACAGCCUCUUGAUCUUAGCGUCCUUGGAGUUGCAGAUUCUGGAAAGCCUGCAGCACGUCCUACUUCGCCACCCUCCUCUGUGCGUCCUGGACAGGUUCCUCGUGGCGCCGCUGCUUCUGUAUGCUUUAAGACUGGAAUUGCCCACCUGGAACAGAAUCAACUUUCAGAUGCCUUAUCUUGUUUUGAUGAAGCUUUUCUUGCACUGGCAAAGGAUCAGUCCCGUGGAGCUGAUAUUAAAGCCCAAGCAACCAUCUGUGCUCAGUACAAGUUAGCAGUUAAUCUUCUUCAGGAAAUUGGGAGGCUGCAGAAAGUCCAAGGACCCAGUGCAAUAAGUGCAAAAGACGAGAUGGCGAGACUUUCUCGUCAUCUAGGUUCAUUGCCUCUUCUGGCAAAGCACCGGAUAAACUGCAUACGAACUGCCAUUAAACGUAACAUGGAAGUGCAAAAUUUUGCCUAUUCUAAGCAGAUGCUGGAACUUCUUCUUUCUAAAGCGCCUCCAAGUAAGCAGGACGAGCUUAGGAGCCUAAUUGACAUGUGUGUUCAGAGGGGUUUAUCCAACAAGUCCAUUGAUCCAUUGGAAGAUCCGUCACAGUUCUGUUAUGCCACUCUUAGUCGUCUGUCAACCAUCGGUUAUGAUGUAUGUGAUCUCUGCGGGGCCAAGUUUUCGGCUCUCUCGACCCCUGGAUGUAUUAUUUGUGGCAUGGGAAGCAUUAAAAGAUCAGAUGCGCUCACAGGACCAGUUCCCUCACCAUUUGGCUAACUUUAGGGGAGUUACAAACAGGUUGCGGCUUUAUAGGCUAACUUGGGAAAACAGUUCCAGAAUGUUGUCGUGCCUCGUUCACCCCAUCAAAGUUGCCACUGCAAAAUGCCCUUUCGAGGGUGUUGAAUUUAUAGUAGAGCGAGAAAAUUGCAGCUCGGGGUUAUGUAUAAUUUGUUUGUUGUGAGUUUGUUUUUGUGUCUCAUUUUGCUGUUCAUUAAUAGCCACGCUGCUUAUUGUCCUCGCCCAUAUUGUAUUCUAUUUCUUUUUUCCUUUUUCUUUUUAGAAAAGAAUGGAUGCCAUUGAUAUUUUUAGUUUUGUAAAGUAUUAUUCUUUGUAAAAUCAUGGUCAUGGAUGCCUAAAAUAGAGAGGGGGAAAAAAAAUCAGUUUCUUUAACUGAUGCGUGUGUAGGUUCCUAAGUUCUUGAAAUGCAAAACUG
This is a messenger RNA of Morus notabilis, 5470 nucleotides long. RefSeq lists its product as uncharacterized. Gene Ontology annotation, cellular component: autophagosome membrane. NCBI's taxonomy places the organism in Eukaryota, Viridiplantae, Streptophyta, Magnoliopsida, Rosales, Moraceae. Gene Ontology annotation, biological process: autophagosome assembly. The record is from RefSeq and is a predicted model, not a curated record. Bases 169 to 5034 code for a protein of 1621 amino acids. Gene Ontology annotation, molecular function: protein binding. The transcript is spliced from 25 exons.